Coccinella septempunctata (seven-spotted ladybird) is the source of this 1071-nucleotide messenger RNA. RefSeq names its product peptidyl-prolyl cis-trans isomerase E (gene cyp33). Gene Ontology annotation, biological process: protein peptidyl-prolyl isomerization; protein folding. NCBI's taxonomy places the organism in Eukaryota, Metazoa, Arthropoda, Insecta, Coleoptera, Coccinellidae. The transcript is spliced from 4 exons. Gene Ontology annotation, cellular component: intracellular membrane-bounded organelle. The record is from RefSeq and is a predicted model, not a curated record. Bases 114 to 1010 code for a protein of 298 amino acids. Gene Ontology annotation, molecular function: peptidyl-prolyl cis-trans isomerase activity; RNA binding.
UAAUUUCAAAACAUUAUUUGAGGUUAUGUUACGAUCUUAAUUUGAAUUUCUUGGACAUUAAAGCCGCAAGAUUGUUUAUAAUUGAAUCAAUAGUAUUUUUUCAUGAUAGAGAAAUGUCUUCAAAGCGUACUGUUUACGUUGGAGGCUUGGCUGAAGAGGUAGAUGAAAAAGUAUUGAACGCUGCAUUCAUCCCUUUUGGCGAUAUAGUGGAUAUUCAAAUUCCUUUGGAUUAUGAAACCGAAAAACAUAGAGGUUUCGCCUUUAUCGAAUUUGAAAAUGGGGAAGAUGCAGCUGGAGCUAUUGAUAAUAUGAACGACUCUGAAUUAUUUGGAAGAACAAUAAGAGUUAACUUAGCUAAACCUCAAAGAAUUAAAGAAGGGUCAACACGACCUGUUUGGUCUGAAGAUAGCUGGUUGCAAACUCAUGCUGGAGAGACAUUGAAGAAGAAGGGUGAUGAUCCUGAUGAUGAAGCUAUGGAAACCUCAAAUGAAAAACAAGAUGAAACAUCCAAGGUUAAGAAUCCACAGGUUUAUCUUGAUAUAAAAAUUGACAAAAAGGAAGUAGGUAGAAUAACUAUUCUCUUGAGAGCAGAUGUGGUCCCCAAAACUGCAGAAAACUUUAGGUGCCUAUGUACUCAUGAAAAAGGAUUUGGAUAUCAAGGAAGUACAUUCCAUAGAGUUAUACCUGGUUUUAUGUGCCAAGGUGGUGAUUUCACACACCAUAAUGGAAGUGGUGGAAAGUCAAUAUAUGGUAGAAAAUUUGAAGAUGAAAAUUUUGAACUUAAACAUGUUGGACCUGGAACAUUAUCGAUGGCCAAUUCUGGUCCCAACACCAAUGGUUCACAAUUUUUUAUUUGUACAGAAAAAACAGAUUGGUUAGAUGGUAAACAUGUGGUAUUUGGUCAUGUAAUAAGCGGAAUGGAUGUUGUGAAGAGAAUGGAGAGAAGUGGUACAAAGUCAGGAAAACCUACAGAAAGAAUAGAAAUUUCUGGAUGUGGUGAAGUUUCUUAGGUUUAUGCCAUUGAAUUUACUACUGGAAUUAUCAAUAAUAAUAAAAUAAUUUACUUAAUAA